Messenger RNA from Scatophagus argus, 3222 nucleotides. RefSeq names its product cAMP responsive element binding protein 3-like 4 (gene creb3l4). NCBI's taxonomy places the organism in Eukaryota, Metazoa, Chordata, Actinopteri, Scatophagidae. Gene Ontology annotation, molecular function: DNA-binding transcription factor activity, RNA polymerase II-specific; RNA polymerase II cis-regulatory region sequence-specific DNA binding. Gene Ontology annotation, cellular component: nucleus. The record is from RefSeq and is a predicted model, not a curated record. The transcript is spliced from 9 exons. Gene Ontology annotation, biological process: regulation of transcription by RNA polymerase II. The coding region runs from base 902 to 2200 and encodes 432 amino acids.
ACAGCACAUCGCUAUGCAGUAAAUGAAACCAUCCAACAGCAGGUCACCUGCCGUCACUUACCACAUUAAAAUGUGUGACUGCGUGUUACUGCAUAUAAAAUAAUCUUAACAGUUUAACAAAUCAAACUGAGACGACAGGCUGCGUACUGAGUACUUGUUUUAAUUCUCGUGAUAAUACUUGAAAGCAGGAUUUGUGGUGGAGCAUUUUCACAGUGGGUGGUAGUAGUACUUUUACUUAAGUAAAUACUUCUUCCACUACUGCUGGAGAUGAAGAGGAGAUUUCGACAGGCUUCUAACUUAAAACGCAGUACUGAAAGUCAUUUCUGUCUUCGGCAGUGGAGGAAGUAAAUGCAGCAGUGCCACAGAAAUACUCCACCACCCAACAGGAUGAAAGUGUCCUCAGUGGAUUUGAAGCAUCACGGCUCGUUAUUAGGGCUGAUAAAGUCAUUGAUUAGUCAGUAAAACGAUCCUGAGCUGCUUGGGUACUUCUGCCUGUGUACUUCUGUGUACUGCUUCUUGUGUAUUACAGCCAGUCAUUUUUCCAGGUCCAGAGCCGCAGUCUUCAUCAGUGACUUAUUCAGCUUCAUCUCAUCAGUCAUCAGAAAUACCAGAGUGUAGUGAUCAGUGAUCAGUCCACCUGUCAGCGCCCUCUGCUGGACAAACUGUGUACUGUUUGUGUGUGUGUGUGGGUGUGUACCAGGAUAUCCUCAUCCGGUGUUGCUUCACCCGACAACCUGUUUGUCUCUGCACAGACGUUUUGUUCUGCUGUUUGCUUCGCGUUGCGUUCACUUUCACAUGUAUUUUCGGGAUCUUUUAUUCUGGAUUAACCUGCUGAUUAUUUUCUGUGUUAAGUGAGUGACUGAAGUGACACCUCCUUCUGUUCCCAGAUGAUGUGUGUUGAAUGUGUCUUCAGGUGAUGGACGCAGAGUGCGGCGAGCUGUUUCUCGGUGGCGGCGUGACGGCUGACAGCUUUCAGCUCGAUGCGCCGUUCUCCUGCUCCGACCUCGUCUUCAGUGGCUCAGAGAAGCCCCUUCAGGACUGGACGACGCUGAAUGACAGUGAACCGGAGGACGUCCUUCACGCCGUCGACCCAAACGAAGUGUUUCCUAGUGGUCCGCCAGCUGAUCCCUCGUCUGAGAGCGACAGCGGCAUCUCGGAGGAUCCCGCAGCUGAGGGUCCCGUCAACACGACGACCACCCAGCCGGCUCCGGCCGCCGUCUACCAGGUGGUUUACGACCUGAGUGGCCUGAGCGGCGUGAAGACUGAAGCUGGACAAGAGAACAUCAUCUCCAUAGAGCUCGAUGAAUGGAGCUCUCAGAUGUUGUUUUCAGACUCCUGCAUCGUCAGCGAGCUGCCCGUUCUCCCCGCUGCUCGCCUCGAUGGCGGUUUGGCCGCCCUCGGCGCUCAGAGCCCUGAUGGUGACCAGUUGUACCCAGAGCUCCAGCUGACCGAAGAGGAGCAGAAGCUGCUGAGCCAGGAAGGAGUUUCUCUGCCUAGCAGCCUUCCUCUCACCAAGGCUGAGGAAAGAAUCUUGAAGCGAGUUCGGAGGAAAAUCCGGAACAAGCAAUCGGCUCAGGACAGCCGCCGGAGGAGGAAGGAGUACAUCGACGGGCUGGAGAGCAGGGCAGCCGCCUGCUCAGCGCAGAACAAGGAGCUUCAGAGGACUGUGGAGCAGCUGGAGAAACGCAACAUGUCUCUGCUGGCUCAGCUGCGGCAGCUGCAGUCUCUGAUUAAACACACGGCCAGUAAAGGAGCCCAGACCAGCACCUGCUUACUGAUCAUCCUGGUCUCUCUGGGUCUGAUCAUCAUGCCGAGUUUCAGUCCGUUCAGUCCCAGCUCGUCUCCGGACGACGAUUACAGACCCACAGGAGUGAUUUCCAGAAACAUCCUCACCGAACCCUCCUCCUCCUCUCAGACGAUAGCUGACGAUGCUGACAGUCCGGCAGUCCGGUCCGAGUCCUCGUCUCCCCUGUCUGAGCUCAGCCAAUCAGGACCUCCGGAUGAUGAUGCCAUCCUCCAAGAACCAAUAACAAACCCUGAAAAUAUGGGCUUUGAAGGGACUGUCCAAGAGGGGAGCCAGUCGGGGAACAGCUCAGCUGUUGUCGUCGGGCAGACUGAGCCACUGGCGCUGGGGCUGAGCGCGGCGGCGGGGAAAGGAAGCCAUGACCCCUCUAAACCUGCACACGCUGACGAGAUGUAGACGGAUGGUUUGGCUAAUCGUGUGGGGACACAGGAGUGGCUGCUGACCCUGUGGCGUCUCAGUCGUGUGCUGAGCUGCAGAUGUGUGACCAGCGAUGGACGUUCUGCUGGCGGCUUCCUGCAAACACGUGACAGCUGAAACGAUCAUCUAAGACUCACGUAUUCUUCAUCCUGGCAUCUGCUUUGACUUUGUCGCGCUAACUUUGGACACUCGCCAACAUUUUAGCGAUUUGGGAAACUCAAGCUUUUCAAAUAAAUUUAAGUUUAACAGAAACAAUUUAAAAAAAUGUCUCCCUGACAUCAUUAGAAAGUAAACACAGCAGCCUGUCUGGAUUAGCUACUGGAGCUAAGUGUAUGUGGAGCAAAGUAUCAGCUGUUCGCAUCAAAACGUGCCUGAGAUGGAUCCAUAUCCACCGACUGCUGACCUGUAAUGAAGUCCCUUUGGCACUUUGACACUUCACAGUGUAAAAACACUAACAAGUUUGUUUUGCAUAUUUUUAAUUAAUUAAUUAAUGAUGUUAAUGGGCUGGCAGGUGGCAGCUAUGAUUUCCAUGGUGAUCAGGUUUUCCAGGUCCAGUUUGCUAACGCUGGAGUUACAACAGGACUUGCUGCUGACCUUCAUGGCCUUUUUCGCCCACAGUGUCACUGUGAUGUCACCAACUGCCCUCUGACCUCUCUUUAAUCUGUAACUGAGGGUAAAUCAGAUGCAAACUGUGUGAUUUUGUUAAUUUAGCUUUUAUUGUCUUCAGAGGAGCUUGUUUUGAUAGACAGGAGUUGGGGUGGGGGGCAGCUCUGAUGUUCUACUACAGUGAAACUUGAUUUUUGUUGUCCAUAAUGUCCAUAAGGUUAAUAUGAGUUUUCUUUGUCUGAAUUGUCCAAGUUCUUUUUUUCAAUUUUAAAGAAAAGUCACAAGUACUUCUGAAUGAGUUAUUGAGUGUUUGCUUCAUUUGGUGGGUUAUUUGUAUGAGACUCUUGCAGGUUUACUUUUCAUUAUUACUUUAUUAAAAGGGAACAAUCAAUGCA